GCCUUGCUCUCGCCACGCCACGCCAGUGCCGCCCAUGGCCAGCCGCCUAUAAAACCAGUGGCCCGGCCACUCCCUCAGCCGCCAGAUAUACACACACCAUUUGUCAGUUGCCAGUAGCCACAGAAUCCGUCGCCAGAGCCCAGAGAGAGACAGAGUUCACUCCACACGUCGCCAGAGCCCUCCUGCCUUGUCCUGUUGCUGAAUUCCCUUCGGCUCGCCGGGAAAGGCAAUUCACCGCCGUUGAAGCACCGUCCGUCCCCGGUCGCUCGCCGCCAUGAAGAAGGUCGUGGUGAAGCUGGACGUGCACGACGACAGGCACAAGGCCAAGGCGCUCAAGGCCGUCUCCGGCCUCCACGGCAUCGACCAGCUGGGCGUGGACAUGAAGGACCAGAAGAUGACCGUCGUGGGCACGGUCGACCCCGUCGCCGUCGUCGGCAAGCUGCGCAAGCUCUUCCCCGGCGCGCAGAUGGUCUCCGUCGGCCCGGCCAAGGAGGAGAAGAAGGACGACAAGAAGGACGGCGGCGGGGACAAGAAGGCCGGCGGAGACAAGAAGGACGGCGACAAGAAGGACGGCGACAAGAAAGACGGGGACAAGAAGGACGGCGACAAGAAGCAGCCGGAGGCGAAGCCGCCCGUGCCGGUGUACCCGCCCUGCUGGUACCCGAUGCCGCCGCAGCCGCGCUACGUCGUCCACAGCGCCGAGGAGGACCCCAACUCGUGCGUCAUCUGCUGAUCGGCACGCGCCGCCGCCGCCGCCCAUCUCCCUGUACAUUUGGUCGCUGUCCUGUCCUGCCUGUCUUCCUCUGCCGCCGGCGGUUGGUGGUUGCUGUACUCAUAAGCCCACCUGCCGCAAGGAUCGACGGCGGGCGCUACACUUGCGUAUACGGCCGUGUAGUUACCAGUUGCACUGCAUCGAUAGGUGCUGUUUGUCUUAUUUUUGGGAAGAUGUCGACCGCCGGGAUGCCAGUAGUAUGCAUCUGCUGAUCAGUUUAUAGAGUGGGCACACCAGUGUGAGAAGAACUAUAAAGAGAAAGAACUUUUGAUAGUA
Hordeum vulgare subsp. vulgare (domesticated barley) is the source of this 1048-nucleotide messenger RNA. RefSeq names its product heavy metal-associated isoprenylated plant protein 39-like. Bases 275 to 733 code for a protein of 152 amino acids. Gene Ontology annotation, molecular function: metal ion binding. The record is from RefSeq and is a predicted model, not a curated record. The transcript is spliced from 3 exons. NCBI's taxonomy places the organism in Eukaryota, Viridiplantae, Streptophyta, Magnoliopsida, Poales, Poaceae.